Molecule: messenger RNA, 2401 nt
Organism: Morone saxatilis (striped sea-bass)
Lineage: Eukaryota; Metazoa; Chordata; Actinopteri; Moronidae
Product: potassium voltage-gated channel subfamily D member 3-like
Exons: 5
Coding region: 70-1914 (614 amino acids)
Biological process (GO): protein homooligomerization; potassium ion export across plasma membrane
Cellular component (GO): neuronal cell body; membrane; voltage-gated potassium channel complex
Molecular function (GO): A-type (transient outward) potassium channel activity; protein binding
Source: RefSeq, a predicted model, not a curated record
AUGUCAGUUGGUUUUGGGGAAAGUCGAUUCUGAAGGUGAGGAGGACUACAUUAAAGACUCUGCUUGACAAUGGCGACAGGAGUAGCAGCGUGGCUCCCUUUUGCCCGGGCAGCAGCCAUUGGCUGGAUGCCAGUUGCCAACUGCCCCAUGCCUGUUGCACCAAGAGACAACAGUAAGAGACAGGACGAGCUGAUUAUCCUCAAUGUCAGCGGCCGUCGUUUUCAGACCUGGAGAACCACUCUGGACCGAUACCCUGAUACCCUGCUGGGCAGCUCUGAGAAAGACUUCUUUUACAAUGAGGAAAGCAAGGAGUACUUCUUUGACCGGGACCCUGAUGCCUUCAGGAGCAUCCUCAACUUCUACCGGACAGGGAAGCUCCACUACCCACGCCACGAGUGCAUCUCAGCCUACGAUGAGGAGUUGACCUUCUUCGGCAUCAUUCCUGAGAUCAUCGGUGACUGCUGCUACGAAGAGUACAAGGACAGAAAGAGGGAGAAUUUAGAGCGGCUGCAGGAUGAUCAGGAGGAGAACAAGGACCAGAAGCUGCCCCACAUGAACUUCAGGGAGACCAUGUGGCGGGCCUUUGAGAACCCCCACACCUCCACCAUGGCCCUGGUCUUUUACUAUGUCACUGGUUUCUUCAUUGCCAUCUCAGUCAUCACUAAUGUGGUGGAAACAGUCCCCUGCGGUACCACUGCCAACCAGAAAGACAUGCCAUGUGGUGAGCGCUACACGGUGGCGUUCUUCUGCAUGGACACUGCCUGCGUCAUGAUAUUCACAGUGGAGUACCUGAUGCGCCUGUUUGCUGCGCCUAGCCGUUACCGUUUCAUGCGCUCAGUGAUGAGCAUCAUUGAUGUGGUGGCCAUCUUGCCAUACUACAUUGGCCUGGUGAUGACCAACAACGAAGACGUGAGCGGCGCCUUCGUGACACUGCGCGUGUUUCGAGUGUUUCGUAUCUUCAAGUUCUCCCGUCACUCGCAGGGCCUGCGUAUCCUGGGUUAUACACUCAAGAGUUGUGCUUCAGAGCUGGGCUUUCUCCUCUUCUCACUCACCAUGGCCAUCAUCAUCUUCGCCACAGUCAUGUUCUACGCAGAGAAGGGCUCCAGCUCCACCAAGUUCACCAGCAUCCCAGCUUCCUUCUGGUACACUAUUGUCACCAUGACGACGCUGGGGUACGGAGACAUGGUGCCAAAGACGAUUGCCGGUAAGAUCUUCGGCUCCAUCUGCUCCCUAAGCGGUGUGCUGGUGAUCGCCCUGCCUGUCCCCGUUAUCGUCUCCAACUUCAGUCGCAUCUACCACCAGAACCAGAGAGCAGACAAACGCCGCGCUCAGAAGGAUACAGAAGAGGAUGAGCAGAAGCUGCUGACUAAGUCCAUCUCUCUGUUAGAGAGCCAACACCACCACCUACUGCACUGUCUGGAGAAAACCACUGCUCAUGAGUUUGUGGACGAGCAGAUGUACGAGCAGAACUGUUUAGAAACAGCGGUACCAAAUUACCCAUCACGCAGCCCCUCUAUAUCCAGCCACGACAGCUCUUCGGGUACCUGCUGUGGCCGGAGGGGAAAGAGAAACACUCCUCUUCCCAAUGCCAGCCUGCCCUCCACACACCAGGGCCCCCUGCAGGAGCUCAGUGCCAUCCACAUACAGUGUGGUGACCCGCCAUUACACACCGCCAGUCGUUCCAACCUCAACCUGAAAACUGAUAACAGCGGCAGGAUCAACUGCAAAGGCGGCCAGAUCACCACAGCCAUCAUCAGCCUCCCAACGCCCCCGGCUUUGACUCCAGACGGCGAUGGCUUGCACGGGCCCCCACAGAGAAGGCCCCUCCCUCCCCCGGGUCACCCUGCAACUCCGAGCAUCCAGACCACAUCAAGCUCAGCUGGCACCAACAUCGUCAAAGUCUCUGCUCUGUGACUCUCUGGCUGACAGAUGAGAACUCAGCUUAGCAGGAGGAAAGAUAGGAGGAAGAGGAGGAGGCGAAGCAGGUUACACUACCUUUAUGGACGCACAGUGUCCCGUCCCACAGGGUCAACAGAAAGAACGCUGUUCUCCAGAGAAGUCACCUGCUGGUGUUUAAGAGUAGACAGAUGAUGUGGAGACUUUACUGAGGUAGAGGACUGUAGAUAUGUGAACCGAGAAUCACGCACUUGUCAUGUCGUGUAUGCACUGUAGAUACGGACAGAUUUGCUGCAUUUCUAAUAGUUUCUAACAGCAGUACAGAUGUUUUACAGCAAUUACUGUGAAAAAAGAUUGAAAGACAUUGUACAAUUUGCAUAUCAGUACAUCAGCAGAUGCUGUCGACAUACCACAAACUCACAGUAAAUUUAAAGUGAAUUCACAGUGAAAUAGUGAACAGGAUAUUUUGUUGACUUUAAAUGUGUCUGAAGAAAGAAGAAAUGUG